Patiria miniata (bat star) is the source of this 3433-nucleotide messenger RNA. RefSeq lists its product as uncharacterized. The transcript is spliced from 3 exons. NCBI's taxonomy places the organism in Eukaryota, Metazoa, Echinodermata, Asteroidea, Valvatida, Asterinidae. Bases 684 to 2816 code for a protein of 710 amino acids. The record is from RefSeq and is a predicted model, not a curated record.
ACUAGUCUCACCGACCACUCUCAAAAAGUUCGAUAUUUGUCUUCUUUAUUUGCUCCCCAUUCAGUUGAAUUUCAUUCUCUUUGUUGCGACACGUUGAGCACGAUCCAUCGUGUAGUUUUGCUUGUUUGGCGGGUUGCCACCAGUUCGUCUACGGGAAUAUGACUUGCUCAUGGAGACCGGUUAUCGCCAACAAUCUUCGGCACAGUACUCUCAGUUUAUGACGGAUGUGCUACUGUUCCAAUGUUACAUGUAACUAGAAUACCAGCAUUGACCGGAGCUAGUAUAAUUUAGGGAAUUUUGGAACCUUUCUCUUCGGGGGCACCAAGUUGUUGUCUUGCGGUUUUUUUUUUAUUGAAUUGAAUCUCCGAUAUAUUGAUCAUUUGACUUUGAGUGAGUACCACCCAUGGUACCAGCCGGCAAGAGCUUUAGAACACUCGAUCGGUUAAUCUGACCAGAAGUCGAUGCAUCUUGGAGGAGUUUUUAUAUUUGAUCGGCGCCAUACUCAUAGUCAUUUUGGCUAGAUGAUGGAGGAUGCGGAACUUAAUACCGUCUUCGUCUGAAAAUCUUGCACCGACUGGAACUCCGGGAACUUUAUCUGACAUGACUCUCCAACCGCACUACCCACCGCCCGGACUUCCUUAACAAGAUGCACUGUUCAUGCCUUCUCUCUCGGCAAUGCCACGAUGCCAUGGACGACUAAGCAGACAAGCAGGAAUUCCGAGAAAAUACCGUGGACAGAUGAGGCAAAGAACACCGGGAAAAGAUCUGGGAGGGACCGGUAUCGGUUGGACACAGGGCCCGUCUUAAGGCGGCGAAGUGAGACAAGAGUGGCCGCAUUGGGGCCCAUGACUAGAUGGGCUGUAAUGGUGUGGGUUUGCUGCGAGAUGGCUGGCCCAACACAAGCAGAUGCCGCACCGACAACUCCAACCGGUGAUGUCUCAUCCACAUCCCAACCUGAAGGUGCCACCAACCCCUCCAACUACACGGAAGACAGAUACAACAAGGCCUUCUUCACUAUGCUCUUAGUCCUACUGGUGCCGCUGAUCGCCUACGUGACGGCGAUCAUGAUCAAGAUCGUUUGUCCCGUGGACAAGGACCCCAGUACUUGGUGUGGCCGUGGGAGGGGGACUCACCCACGGAUCGGUCCGGACAGCGCAGGGGGAGAGGAUGAAACCGACAAGACAUGGGGAGAGGAAAGAAGACUUAGAAAUGCCGUCUUCAUGCUGUUCUCUCUGGAUAAGACUGAGGAGGAAGAACGCGAAGAAGAGCAAGAGAGCCAACAGAUCGAGGCAGCCAUGAGACGGCUACAGGCUAGGAGGAUGAGCAUGGCUGCUAGGCAGAGGUCUAGGGAUGACAUCCUGGGUGUAAAUGGGCGGAGUGCAAAGACAGACAGUCUGUUGGGCCUUCUACCGGGAACGGCCGAACGCAUACUGGAGGGUGAUGCGGAGGAUCUUGGAGAUUCAGAUGACAGGAGACAAGAGGGAGGGACAGGUGAGGACACAACCAGUGAGAAACCAUCAAAGUCUGAAGAUGAUACUGAUGAAAACGGGGAUGUAGUGAAAAGCAACCCAAAUGCAGUCUUGGAGGUAAACGGCUGUUGUGCUCACUCGACCAAUUCGUCCCAAGAAAAUCCCACGGCGACUGGACAAACAAUUGUUGUCGUCAAAAGAGAAGACACACGUGCAGAAAAGACACCGGAUUAUGUUGAGGGCGUCACGCAUAAGCAGCAGAGAGCAAAUAUUGACGCAGAUCGGGUAAACAUGGAUGACACAAACACUGGGGAAAGUGCUGCCGAUGAUUCUGUAAAGCCGGCUUUGCCAGAGAUGAGCAGCACGUUCGCUCAUCAUGACAGCUGUUCAAAUGUUGGUGAAAUCACCGGCAGCAAACAAGAGCUGAAUAAACAUGUUUGUUGUCCUGGUGCUAAGAACGUAGACGAAGCCGAGGUGAAGACUAGUGCUACCACGAAUGUUUUACUUUUCUCACGAAGGCCCAACCGCUCUUCGACUGAUGUUGAUAAUUGUGUCGAGAGUGCCUCAAAACAACCACACGAAAAGGUUUCAGAAGGUCCAUCUUGCCCCGAUUUGAAACAGAGUUUGGAUGGAUCGUUUAAUAGCUCUUCUAAUGUCGAUCCUACCACCGUUAAUGCAAAACAGUCACAGGGAAGGGCAAAUGAAAAUGUAUCUUGCCUUGAUUUAGAAGAGCCAAAUGUUCCGUUAGAAAAUCAUCCAAGUGCAUCAGUUACAUUUGAUUCCUUGGCUGAUGAUGAUGAUGAUGAUGAUGACAUCCCAACGUGUUCCGAAAUCAAACAAGACUCAGGCGAAUCCUUAAAAAGAUAUUGCAAUGUUGUUACUAAAGUGAACAAUGAUAGUAAACCGCCACAGGAAAGGACUGCCAAAAAAUCAUCUUGCCUUGAUGCGAAAGAACAGGAUCCGAAUGCGAGACCACUGCAAGACAAUUCUCGUGCGGGUAUCAUUAAUUAUUGUAAUGCCGACGUCUGUCAUGAGAAUAAACUUGCAGAUGCUGACGAGUACAGCAUCGGCAGUGACCGGCGGACUGACCACUCGGAUGCUAUGUCCACCGAGCAAUCAUCUCAUGGCAACGCUGACCUGCAGAGCUGGGGAUCGUAUGGGGAGUUGGCUAUCAGUCGACAACCGCCUGGGACCGCACCUCCGAGGAACGAUAACCAUGACGACCGGUCGUCCGUCGCAUCACCAGGAGAGCAGUCCAGUAGCCCCGGAAGUCAACAGGCGCUACUUGGAGACAGGCGGUCGUCUCCUGCCAGUUUGAAGGGGUCUUUAGAAAUCAUCAGAAUCUGAUGAAGUAGAGGAUUUGCUGAGAUUUAGUUGUCCCGGGGUUAUCUUUACAUAUCGGCUCUAUUUACAAAGCUAAAAAGCAAUAUAAAUGCUUUGUGUGCUUUUUUCGUAACAAUGCCAGCGUUGAAUUAUUAUUUGUCAUCCGUAAGAAGAAUUAUUAAGUCUCAUAAUUUUUGUUUUCUGCUUCACGGCAAAUUAAAAGUCAGCUGUCAAUGGAAGGCAUUUGUCUUGAAGCUUGCAGCGCCCUUUUUUGGCAUGUAUUGGACAAUGACAGGCAAAUAAUGUAUCCUCUUUGCAUAAACGGUUCCAUGUUUCAUUCGUACUUAUACCGUAGAAUAUAAUUCUCAUUCGUGCUUCAUGAACAAUUUUUUAGAUGGCAUAAUACCAAAAUAUUCAUGACACCAGAUUUUUCCAGAUUCCCCUGGAAAACGAACUUAUUUUUUCAUUCAUAUGUUGCUUCAAAAUAUUUACAGUGGCCCAAAUACUACGAUUUAUGAAUAUCUUAACUCUAUAACUGCUGCAUCGAAUCUAUGCUGAAUAUAAAUAUAUGCUCUAUAUUCCCAAGGUUAUUUAGUUUCUACCAUUAAUUAAAUAUGUAAAAAAGAAUAUUUCAUGAAUUU